AUUAGUUAACUAAUUAUUUAUUUAUUUAUUUAUUUAUUUAUUUAUUUUAUUUAUUUAUUUAUAUAUAUUUUUAAAAGUUAUUAUUAUAAUUUAAUAUGUUAUAAUAAAAAAAAAUAAUGUAUAAAAUAUCAGCAAUUUUAUUAAUGGUGUGUUUCCUAUUAUCAAUAGUAAAUCACAUCGCUUUUUCGGCAGAGCCAAUAACUACAACACCAAUACUUACAGAUCCACCAACUACUUAUCCACCAACUACUUAUCCUCCAAAUACCGAUCCUCCAGGGGAACCAAAUUGCAUUGGUGUAGAAUGUCCAGUAAUUCCAUGUGAUCCAGGAUUUAUUCAAUAUAUACCACCCGGUGAAUGUUGUCCAACAACCUGUGUAUGUGACCCAUCAACUGUUUGUCCAUUAUUAGGUUGUGAACCAGGAUAUGUUCCAUAUACCCCGCCAGGUCAAUGUUGCCCAACAAAAUGUGUUUGUAAUGCUACAUUCCCAUGUCCAUUGUUAGGUUGUGCUCCAGGUUAUAUUCAAUAUACUGCUCCAGGUGACUGCUGCCCAUCAAAAUGUGUUUGUGAUCCAUCAUACCCAUGUCCAUUAUUAGGUUGUCCUCCAGGUUAUAUUCAAUAUACUGUUCCAGGUGAUUGUUGUCCUUCUCAAUGUGUAAAAGAUUGUGAUCCCCAAACUCCAUGUCCAUUAAUAGGUUGUGCACCAGGUUAUGAACCAUACACUGCACCUGGGGAAUGCUGUCCUUCAAAAUGUGUUUGUAAUGCAACAUACCCAUGUCCAUUAAUUGGUUGCGCUCCAGGAUACAUCCCAUACACUGCCCCAGGUGAUUGUUGCCCAAGUAAAUGUGUUUGUGAUCCAACAACACCAUGUCCAUUAUUAGGUUGUGCUCCAGGUUAUAUGCAAUAUACAGCUCCAGGUGAUUGUUGCCCAUCAAAAUGUAUCUGUGACCCAUAUUACCAAUGUCCAUUAUUAGGUUGUGCUCCAGGCUAUGUAGCUUAUACCGCUCCUGGUGCAUGUUGCCCAUCAAAAUGUGUUUUAGUAGUUUAUGACAAAAAACAAUAAAUUAAUUAAUUUAUUAUUAUAUCAAGGAUUU
This is a messenger RNA of Dictyostelium purpureum, 1092 nucleotides long. RefSeq lists its product as uncharacterized. Bases 117 to 1061 code for a protein of 314 amino acids. NCBI's taxonomy places the organism in Eukaryota, Evosea, Eumycetozoa, Dictyosteliales, Dictyosteliaceae. The record is from RefSeq and is a predicted model, not a curated record. The transcript has a single exon.